AUGGCGCAUCUGCUGAGGGCGCUCUGUGGCUUGACUUUCCGAGAUGCCCCUGUACGGCUGGGGCGGGCUGGGGCGGGUAUCAGCGGCCUCAGCGCGAGACUGAGACACCGGGGCGAAGGUCCUGCUCUCUGCCCCUACACCCCCAACCUCAAACUGAAGACCAGUUCUGAUGACAGCACUUCAGCCACACUGGCCUUCUUUCAUCUCUCUAGUACUCUGGACUCUGUCUUCAGGCUCUUGGUUUUGCCUUUCAGUGGAACCUACCUGAAUAACAAGGAGUCAGGAAUGUAUCACUGUGUAUGCUGUGAUAGCCCACUCUUCAGUUCUGAAAAGAAGUACUGCUCUGGCACUGGGUGGCCCUCAUUUUCCGAGGCUCACGGUACAUCUGGCUCUGAUGAAAGUAACACAGGGAUCCUGAGACGUCUGGACACCUCAUUAGGAUUGGCUCGCACAGAGGUUGUCUGCAAGCAGUGUGAAGCUCAUCUUGGUCAUGUGUUUCCUGAUGGACCUGGGCCCACUGGUCAGAGGUUUUGUAUCAACAGUGUGGCCCUGAAGUUUAAACCAAGUAAACACUGA
Messenger RNA from Elephantulus edwardii (Cape elephant shrew), 576 nucleotides. It is a transcript of the gene MSRB2, whose product is annotated as methionine sulfoxide reductase B2. Gene Ontology annotation, molecular function: peptide-methionine (R)-S-oxide reductase activity. The record is from RefSeq and is a predicted model, not a curated record. Gene Ontology annotation, biological process: protein repair; response to oxidative stress. The transcript has 5 exons. Gene Ontology annotation, cellular component: cytoplasm. NCBI's taxonomy places the organism in Eukaryota, Metazoa, Chordata, Mammalia, Macroscelidea, Macroscelididae. The coding region runs from base 1 to 576 and encodes 191 amino acids.